Molecule: messenger RNA, 1490 nt
Organism: Neltuma alba
Lineage: Eukaryota; Viridiplantae; Streptophyta; Magnoliopsida; Fabales; Fabaceae
Exons: 4
Coding region: 31-579 (182 amino acids)
Source: RefSeq, a predicted model, not a curated record
AUUCCCAGAUUCCGGUGACUGCAGAGGACGAUGGCGAUGGAUGGCGGCAACCCUGAAGACUUGGGCGUGGGGUGCUUGCUAUCGAUCAAGACCACCUUUGGUGAUGAAUUUGAAGCUCAGGUCAUCACAUUUGAUCGCCCUUCUAACAUCCUCGUUCUUCAGGAGCCCUCCAAGCCAUCAGCCCCUCGUCGCAAUAUUAGGAUGCUGAAGGCUAAUUAUAUCAAAGAAUUCACCUUUUUGGGUCAGGAAGAUGACCCUCUUGAUCCAAACAAUUGUUUUGUUGACCUCACUGCUCUUCGAGCCAGGGAAGAAGCCGCCAUCAGACAAGCAGAAGCGGAGGCUGAGAGAAUUGGGGUUGGUGUCACCAGCGAGGCUCAGAGCAUUUUUGAUGCUUUGUCCAAAACGCUUCCAGUCCGCUGGGACAAGACUGUAAUAAUUGUGAUGAAUGAGGUGCGCAUCAGCAGCCCAUAUCUCCCUGAAUCUGUCAUUGGAGGCACUCCUGCUGCAAAUGAGCGAGUGAAAAAAGUGGUUGAGCUUGAGAGGAAGAGGUUGCAACUGCGCAGUACCAGUGGUCAGUAAGGUUUGAUAUUGCAUCUAUUUCCUGUCACAAAAAGCUUGUUGUCAUCGGAGGAAGCAUGAUGGGUUGUGUUGCUUUUAGCAAGCCCUGAAUAAGUGGAUUUUCCAAGGCAUCCUUCUGAUUAUUGGUAUCUGUUGAAUGGGUUCUUGAGCUCUCGAGUUGUUGCUGCUGUGGAGUUCAUUUGGGGUAUUUCCUCUAGUUUCUUCACAAGAACAAAUGCUAAAAUCGAAUUUGUGAUUUGUUGGAAGUAAGAGGCUAAGAACCCAAAUGAGGGAUUGGGUUUAUCAUGUUAUUUGCAGGUUUAUCAUGGUGAAGGUUAAAGAAUUACAAUGAGUUUCGUAAGAGCACCAGAUUUCUUAGGCACUAAGAAAAUGUAUUCUCUUGAAGUUGGCUGCUAGUUUUUUUUAUUGAUGAAAUGAACUGUUUAAGAUUUAGUUUCCUCCUUAGAGUUUUGUGAGAUGAUAUGAUCUGCUCCUUCUUGGAGUAACUAAUGGUUGAGCUUGCAGGGGAGUAUAACAUGAUUGGUAUUUGAUGCCAAGUUUAUGAUAACGAUGAAAAGUAGUGUCCUGUUGAUUCAUGGUCAUGGAGGGUAAACAAGAUUUUAUCGAAUAGAUUAAGGAAUUUCCAGUGCUCAGGUUUAAUACUUGGAUUGUCUCCUGAGCUAGCGGUGGAGAAUUAGAAUGAUUGACCUGAAAUAACCACAGCAUAUUAAAGGUCGUUUAAUGAUCUAUCAUUUUGUAAGUAACAAUAUCAAGGAAAUAUGAUGGUUGCGAGUUUUUGUAGUAUUUGACAGAUCAAAUUAUAGCUAUUGAGAAAGAACAUGAGUGAUAAUUUCAAAGGAAGUACUAUUGUAUGCUUUUCUCAGAAGAAGUUUGGUUUCUGAGAUCUGUGAUGAAUAUAAAUUAAUUAUGAA